This is a messenger RNA of Ornithodoros turicata, 5292 nucleotides long. RefSeq lists its product as uncharacterized. Gene Ontology annotation, biological process: DNA integration. Lineage: Eukaryota; Metazoa; Arthropoda; Arachnida; Ixodida; Argasidae. The transcript has a single exon. Bases 1 to 5292 code for a protein of 1763 amino acids. The record is from RefSeq and is a predicted model, not a curated record. Gene Ontology annotation, molecular function: zinc ion binding; nucleic acid binding.
AUGGAACGCAUGGAAUGCCUAAAGAGGCGUCGCCAAGGUCUGAGAAGUGCGGUAACUCGAACCGUAAAAGAAGCUACAGAGAAGCUUGGCGACGUAAACCUUGCAGAAGAAGACAUCGAAGUACUUGUUGCUAGGAUAAAGAAACAGACAGAGAACUUGGAGAAAGUGGACGCUGAGCUGGAGCCUUUGUGGUCAGAGGGAGACGUCGACGCGGAGCAGCAAGAGGGCUUCAAGUAUAUCGACGGGGCAACUGCAUUGCUCGCACGGCUACAGUUCAGGCUCGAGCGAAAUUCUACGGCCAUAAGUCGGACGUCAGAACGUCAGUCAGGGUCGAGACAGUCGGAGAACGCUGGAAGGAUGAACCAGCACGGGAAGCUGCCGAAGCUGGAUCUCGUCAAAUUUAACGGUCAAAGGAGGGACUGGUUCGCGUUCUGGGAGCAGUUUCGCCAAAUGGUCCACGACAAUCAAAGGCUAUCCACGUGCGACAAGUUCCACUAUUUAAGAGCAGCGCUUACAGGGGAAGCGGCAUCAGCUAUCGCGGGGUUGCCGCCGACGGAGAGAUGUUACGACGAUGCUCUGGAGAUCCUCAAACGACGUUUUGGGAACGAGACGCUUCAGAUUGAAGAUCACAUGAGCAGGCUUACUAACCUGCAACCGGUGAGAGCACAGCACGAUGUGAGAGGACUGAGAAAGCUAUACGACGGAGUCGUGUCACAUGUGAGAGCAUUGAAGGCACUGGGUGUACCCGAAGAGUCGUUCGCAUCCAUGCUGUAUUCAAUUAUGCUUCGACUAGUACCUCAAGAGUUGGUGGUCGACUUCAACAAAGGGGCGUUGCAGGCAGAAGCUGGAACAACGAGCCAGAGCAGGAGCGGCCAAGAGGCCGGCGACGACAACACCUCAGGGCGUGCAAGCAGCCAGCAUGUUGUCAAACUGAAUAACUUUUUGGUCUUCCUCAGGGUUGAAGUAGAGAGUCGCGAAAGCUCGAUCUUUACGCGUGAGGGAGACAGGAAAGAGCCGGCGGGAUCACACAAGGACAGAGAAGUUAAGACACACGCGAAGAGAGCCAAGAGGCCGUCAUCGACGUCAACGUUGCUUCACACAGCAGAGGAAUACUCGGAAUGUUUUUUCUGCAAAGCAAAGGAUCACAAGACGGCUGAGUGCCAAGCGACGAUUUCAGUAGAAGAAAAGCUACGCAAGCUCAAAGAAGGAGGGCGAUGCUUCAGGUGCACCUUGCCCAACCACGUAUCCAGGAGGUGUUGGCGUAAAGUAGAGUGCAGUAAGUGUCAAGGAAGACAUGCUGCUUCUGUGUGUAGUCCCAGGGGAGACAGCUCGCUCAGCACAGACAAGUCGACGUCGGAAUCGUCGCAGUUCAGUUUAGAGCUGACUCGACGCACCAAAGGCCCAGAGACUAUACUACAGACAGUAGUCGCUUGGUGUAGAGGUCCGGGGGGAGCGAGCAAAGGCAAAAUAAUGUUCGACACGGGCAGUCAAAGGACAUUUGUUACUCAACGAACCGCCCAAAAUUUGAAGUGUGAGACAGUCGGCCAAGAACGACUGAAAGUAGGAGUCUUUGGGGGACGACAAGAAGAAAGAACGUUUCGGAGAGUAUCCAUAAGGCUUCUCAGUCUACAGGGUGGCAAUGAGUACGACAUGGAAGCGCUAGUCACCGACGUCAUCAGUGGCCAAAACACACCUACGCCAUGCUCCUUCAUAAUCGACAAAAUGAGAGCGAAGGACCUUCCAGUCCAGCAGCUGGUGUGUCCAGAAAAUGAAGAGGAAAUACAGGUUCUCAUAGGCACCGAUCAGUACUGGGAUCUAGUGACUGGAAGGAUUGUACGACUAGGCAGCAGCAUAAGAGCAGUGGAGACACGGAUCGGCUGGAUGGUACAUGGAGUGUCACCUAGAGCAGGGACAAUUCAGCAUUGCAAUCAAACGUUGGUGCUCAGACUGUCCGUAGACGAAGACGAAGGGAAUUCGACGUUAGAAAAGUUUUGGCAGCUCGAAUCCAUUGGCGUGGUUCCAGACACGGAUGACGAACAAGAGCAUCCGGUACUACGUCGGUUCUUCCAAAGUGUGACACAAAAUGGAGGGCGCUAUGAAGUUGCGCUCCCGUACAAGUCGACGCUGAAUUUGGGAAACAACAAAGGAGUGGCGUUGAAGAGGCUCACACAGUUAACUAGGAGAUUGGCUCGCAACGAAGAGUUGCUGAAGAGGUAUGACGAAGCGAUCCGGAUGUACAGUGAUAACAGCAUGGCAGAAAGAGUGGUUGACGAAGUUGACGAAGGACAAAGCGUCGUGUACUAUAUGCCACAUCAAGCCAUUUUGAGAGAAUCUAGUAGUACGACUAAGACUAGAGUGGUGUUCGAUUGCUCAUCCAGUUGCGGCUCAACAAAAUCGCUUAACCAGUGCCUAGAAGCUGGACCGAACUUAAAUCCGGACGUCGUGGGAUUACUGCUGAAUUUCCGGGUCCAUAAGAUCGCCUUGGUGGCCGAUGUAGAAAAAGCCUUUUUGCAAAUAACCGUGAGGGAAGAGGACAGAAACGCCUUACGGUAUUUGUGGUAUGAGACAAAACCAGAAGCGGGAAUGCCACUACCACCGGUAGAAAGCUGGAGGAUGACGAGGGUUCCCUUCGGCACGACGGCAAGCCCGUUUUUGCUCGCGGCUACUUUGCGCAGCCACUUCAAGAUGAUGGAAGAGGAAUAUCCAGAAACAGCACGACUCCUUAGUAGCCACAUGUACGUGGAUGAUCUUAUAACCGGAGCAAAUGACGUACAGGAAGCACAGAAGAUCGCAAAAGAAGCGACGGCGAUCUUGGAACAAGCGAAAAUGAGGCUGCAUAAGUGGGCAACAAAUCAUAGCGACGUGCGCGAGUCCCUCCACGCAGAGUCGGGCGAACGAGCAUUGGGUGAUCCCAAGGAUAUGCAGAAAGUUCUAGGAAUAUCGUGGUUGCCGGACACGGACGUUUUAACAUUUGGCAUGAGCGACUUGUGGAGUCUACACCAUGAAGGUGGCGACACGAAACGACGGGUCUUGCAGAUCAUAGCUCGCCUAUAUGAUCCACUGGGAGUGUUGGCACCCUUUACGAUCCGUGGUAGAAUCCUUUUCCAACUGUUGUGGAAGCGCAAGAUUGGAUGGGAAGACAUUUUACCUGCAGACCUUCAAACAACGUGGAUCCGGUGGGGCUCCGAACUACAGGAUCUACCAGACAUAAGAGUACCGAGGUACUAUGGCCGAGACAUGGACAAAGACGUGGUACAUACAGAGAUACAUAUGUUUUGUGAUGCGAGUCCUACAGCGUACGGUGCGGUAGCGUACACAGUUAUGGAAGACCCUUGUGGAACAAGAACCGCAGCGAUGCUGAUGGCAAAGUCAAGGCUCGCCCCAAUAAAAGAGCUGACAAUACCUCGACUGGAGUUGAUGGCAUGUCUAGUGGGAGCAAGGCUUGUCUCCUAUAUCACUGAAAAGAUCAAAAUCAGUCCAGUUCGACUUCACUUUUGGACAGAUUCCAGAAUAGCGCUUUGCUGGAUACGUGGGGAUCCCCAGCGCUGGAAGCAGUUCGUGCAAAACCGGGUACAAGAAAUUCAGAGGCUUACUCAAAUAGAUGGAUGGAAGUAUUGCAAGGGCAAAGAAAACCCAGCAGAUCUACUGACCAGAGGAAUGCAAGCAAAGAAGAUGACUGAAAGCGAGCUGUGGUGGUCAGGACCAAGCUGGAUGACUCGAAGCGACAGCGAAUGGCCUGUGUGGAACAUGGACGAUGACCUGGAGAGAAACGAAUUGGAGGAGAAGAAAACAAAAGUUCUGCAAACGCUGACUACAGAGACGGAAGACGUCAUAGAGAUGGAAAGGUACAGCUCUGUGAGAAGGUUACAUCGGGUUGUGGCCUGGAUUUUGCGAUUCAGAGGGAACGCUACAAAGAAAAGUUACACUACCGGACCCCUGACAGCGCAGGAGUUGCAACGUGCCGAAGAGUGUUGUAUCAAACUUGUGCAAGGGAAAGCCUUUUCAGAAGAAAUAGCGGCUGUGCUGAGUAACAAGCCAUUACCAACAUGGUCAACAUUGCAAGGAAGCAAGUUGUUUAUGGACAUCAGUGGCGUACUGAGGGUAGCAGGUCGGCUACAUCACAGUGAUUUGCCGUAUGAUCAGAAACACCCCGUCGUCUUACCAAAGAAGAAUCAUUAUGCGGAACUGCUGAUCAGGCAGUGUCACUGGGAUCUGCUUCAUGCAGGAGUAAGAGACACUCUCGUCCAAUUAAGGGAAAAGUUCUGGAUUGUGCACGCGCGACAGUUGAUCAAGAGCAUCUUGAAGAAAUGCGUCGUCUGCCAACGAUACAAUGUAAGGGCUGCGAGACAAGAAACGGCUCCUCUGCCGUCAACGAGGGUGACACAGUCAGAGCCGUUCGCAGUAACAGGACUCGACUUUGCCGGGCCAGUGUGGAUAAAGGCACAACGUUCAGCAAAGGAGGCAUACUUCGUAAUUUUUGUGUGCGCAGUGACCAGAGCCGUACACCUUGAACUUGUAGAAGCAAUGUCAGCGACCGCAUUUCUACUGGCGUUCCGGCGGUUCGUAGCUCGGCGAGGAAUACCCAAAGUUGUCUAUAGCGACAAUGCCAAGGCUUUCCGCAAGAGCAACAAGGAGAUUAGAAAUUUAUGGGAUGUGACACACGGUCAUGAAAUCGAAGAGAAGAUUGCUGAAUGGAGAGUAGAGUGGCGGUAUAACGUACCAUAUGCCCCAUGGUGGGGCGGCUUCUACGAACGUCUAGUACGAUCGGUGAAAGUCACCUUGAAGAAGACGAUCGGCGCAAGAUGUCUGAAGGAAGCCGAACUCAAUACCAUUCUCACAGAAGUCGAUGCAAUCCUGAAUUCUCGUCCAAUAACAUUCGUGUAUGAGGAGGAAGGUACGCAUCCACUGUGUCCAUCGGCAUUCCUGACGGGAAAGCGAUUGACAACGCUACCGAACACCAAAGCUAGCGAUGUACCAGAGAGCAGUGGCAGUACUCUACAGAUAAUGUGGCAGAAACGGGCAGAUAAUUUGAAUACCUUCUGGAAGAGAUGGUCCGCGGAAUAUCUCACGGAGCUCAGGAACUUUCAUAACAAAAGCAAAGGAGGACAACUUCAAGUGGAUGACAUCGUGAUCGUCCGCGAUGACAGAAAGAAGAGACAAGGAUGGUCGACGGGACAAAUAAUACGAAGCUUUCCAGGCAAAGAUGGAAAAACACGGGCUUUCGAGGUCCGCAUGUCAGAUCGAACCACAGUGCUACGGCCUGGAGAUCUGCUAUAUAAACUCGAGGUGUAA